UUUACGGAUAUAAAUACUAGUAUUUGAGUAAAUGUACUUUCCACAGCUGAACCCUAGACAUUCCCUGCUGAAGGAAUUUUCAGGCUUUCAGUUUCCAGCAGACACAUCCUUUUUUGGAAGUGAUGACCUUCCAUAUAGGGCCGCCGUUUUGCGUGUUCCCGCAGCGUGGCGCUCUUUGAAUGAGCGCGUGGAGAAGCCGGGGACGCGGAGGGGCGGGGUUACACCUUUCAGUGGGAAAUCUCUGUUCAAAAAAUCCACCAACGUCCCUCGUAAGACUGCGUGGGUCUGUUGUUGCUUUCACUGCUCCUGAAGACACGAUAAAAGACAGUCUGGACAUGUUCUGCAGCGGCGGGACGUGGGUUUACUUUGGCUGACACAGAAGACGGUUCUGACCCACGGUGACUGAUCCAACCCACGGAGAGGAGAAAAAAAAAAAAGACGAAACAGCAGCAACAAGUAGUGCAGGUGGGACAAGCUGUGGACCCGGGAAGCAGACCAGAGUCUUCAGAUUCACCUGAGUGCGACCAGAGAGUUAAAGAUGUCUGUGGACACUUACUCCACGCUGGAUGAGUCUGCUCUCCGUGCUCUGCUGGAUGGAACUAUGGACCUAGAUGAGAGACGCCUCAUCCGUUCAGCCAUCCGGGAGCUGAGGAGGAGAGAGAUUGAGGAUAUGGAAGCUGCUCUAGCCAGCAAGAGGUUUCGACCCACACGACUGAAGCAGCAGGAGGACAAGGAGAACCAGCACAGGUCAGAGUCUAGUGAAACUUUAGAUCUUCUGUCACAGAAACUGAAAGUCAUCAAAGACAUUGACGAGCUCACGAAAAUGCUCCGUGCUGCCAGCGAGUAUGAGGAGAGGAAGAUGAUCAGAGCUGCCAUUCGACAAAUCAGAGACGAACAGGUGCAAGGGACUGUAGAGAAGGUUAAAGUUCCUGAGACUGUGGAUCUCCAGAGCAGUAUGGGAACAGGGGAGACGGAGCGGGACAGCCUGAGUGAGCGAGAGUGCAUCACAUCUCAGAUCCGUGAAUUGCGCAGCCAGCAGACUCAACAAGGACGAGAGCUGCAGAAAAUAGGUUCCAACUCAGGCAUGGUGUUGGUUCUAGAUCACCUGGUGAAGGAUGACGCCUCCAGGCCUUUACUGAUCCAGCCUGAGAGAGAAGCCGUGACCCCAGAGCCCGAUUUGGUCCUGUCCCAGCGUCCGAGGUCUGGUUCCACAGCCUCCGACCACAGUGUCACCUCAGUGCAUUCCAGGUCCAAUCUGGAUUCGGUGUCCUCAGAGAAGAGUCUGGGCUCCAGCUUCAGAGCCAGACUGGACUCUGGAGCCUCAGACAGGAGUCAGGGUUCGUCCCAGCGCAGCCGUCUGGACUCCGGAGCAUCAGAGCGAAGCGUCAGCUCCUUGUCCAAUGUCAGAAAGAGAGUGGACUCGGAUGUCUCUGAUUCAGGUGCUGGUCCCAGACCCCGCUUGGGUUCUGGGAUGUCAGACAGCAUAGAUAUGUUGUCAAGGAAACGGACUGACUCGGUAACAUCUGAUCAGAGUGCAAGUAUGUCUUCUGAGGACAGAGGCCCAGAGGCAGCCACCAGUGGGUCAGCUUACAGCACAGAUUCAGAAACCGAGAGCAGAAGCCAAGCUCCAGACAGUGUCCCGGCUCAGUCCAGUCAGGACUCCACCAACCAGGACCAGCCUGAUGGGGGUGUGCUGUCUCGCAAAGAUCCUAAAAAUGGCCUCUUGAACGGGAGCACCAAGGGGAAAACUGACUUCCUGAACCAAAAGAUGAUGGGAAACAAUGGUCUGACCCUCACCUAUGGCAAAACAAAGGAUUCUGCACCUGUGAAAAAAGAUGCUAUUUUGGAGCAGUUCAAUCGCACCAACUCUGUACGUGACCGGAUGCGUAAGUUCACAGAGACCAGUCAGAAUCAAAAUGUCCCAGCUUUGAAGAAUGGUCCUCUGAGAAAUGGGACCUCUUCCAACAUCAGUGGCCAGACAAAUCUGUCCAGAGCUGCUGAGCUGUUUACACACACAGCAGCAUCCAUCAGCACAUCUGGAGACAAGCCAGCAAGGCCACGUGUGGACUCCACAUCUCACACCUCUGCCGCCUCCUCCAGCACAGGAAGCACAUCCCAGAGUCAGGCCACACAUCAGCCAAGGGGUGUGACCAGCAAACCUCUGUCUUCAGUCGGCCAAUCCCAGAACUCCCUGGGUGGGACAAGACAUCCAGCUGAAAAGGAUGUGCACGCCUCGAGUAACUCAAAGGAAGACAGGACCCCAGGGAGAGAAGUUGGACAGCAGGUCACCCAGGGAGAGGCAGACCCGGACAUGAAGACUUUCCUCACCAUUGAGAUCAAGGAUGGGCGUACCACCACAUCCUCAACAUCAUCCCCCAGGGGCAACAUCGUACCCAUCACCACCAUGACGCCACGCCUCACCACUAACGCCAUGGGACAGAGAGCAGACUUGACCCUUGGCCUCAGAGCGACACCAUUCAAGAUCUCCCCAACCAACUUCUCCUCUGGAUCCUCCAUCAAGAUGGAGACAGAGCCCAUCGUUGCCUCUGAGCCGAUGUUUUCAGCUGGGCCGUCUGUCCAGGUGCCAUGCAGCGUCCCGGCCAUCCCCAACGGCUCUACCAAACCUGAGGAACACUCCGGAAAACUGACCGCUGAACAGCUGGCUGCUAUUGAGGAUGAAGAGCUGCUUGACAAAAUGCUUGAUGAGUCAAAAGACUUUGAAGAAAGGAAAAUGAUUCGUGCAGCCAUGAGAGAUCUUCGCAAGAGAAAGAGAGAGGCCAUGCUGGGAUGUACUCAAGAGGAAAUAGACCAGAGAGAGAAGGAGCGCGAGACCCGAUUGCAGGAGCUGCGGCAGCAGAGAGAAGAGCGUUCACAGAAAGGUCGCACAGGAGUCGGGGCAGGAGAGGUGGUGAUGAGGAAGGUGGAAAAGUCAGCAGAUGGAUCCACCCUCAGCCAAGUCACCAAAACAGACCGCUUUGCCCAGUCUGAUGAUGGCACCAGAUCAACACGAAGCACUGUUGUUGAGACCAGUUAUGUGCAGAAAACAGACAGAGGAACAGUCCAGUCAAAAUCAUACAGCUACUCCUCCUCCACCUCCUCUUCAUCCUCCUCUAACACAGGCAAAAAAGUGGGCAGUGUGUUUGAUCGAGAAGAUGACGCGUCCUCUCGCAGCGGUGGGCUAGCCGCUGUGGAGCGAAGACAGGCCGAGAGGCGUAAAGAGCUGAUGAGGGCUCAGACUUUGCCAAAGACCUCUGCCAUGCAGGCCCGCAAAGCCAUGAUAGAGAAGUUUGAGAAGGAGGGAGGAGGCCCUGGAAAUCAGGCGGUUGCCAAGGUCAACAAGGUGCAGCGUUCCACCAGCUUUGGUGUACCCAAUGCAAACUCCAUCAAACAAAUGCUGCUGGACUGGUGUCGUGCCAAGACCCGCUCCUAUGAGCAUGUGGAUAUUCAGAAUUUCUCAUCCAGCUGGAGCAAUGGCAUGGCAUUUUGUGCUCUGGUGCAUCAUUUCUUCCCAGAAGCCUUUGACUACAACUCCCUUAGCCCAAGCAACCGCAGGCAAAACUUUGAAUUGGCCUUCAGCAAUGCAGAGAAACUAGUGGACUGUCCUCAGCUGUUGGAUGUGGACGACAUGGUGAAGAUGCGUGAGCCGGAUUGGAAGUGUGUGUACACAUACCUACAGGAGUUCUACAGGGGUCUGGUGACGAAGGGCCUGGUUAAAACCAAAAACUCCUCCUAGAGUCGCACCCAUCUAAAACUGAGCCCAUGGACCUACGCCAACUGCAUGCCUUUGCUGGAAGUGGAAGACAUGAUGAUCAUGGGUAAUAAACCUGACUCCAAAUGUGUCUUCACCUACGUACAGUCUCUGGUCAACCACCUGCGCAGAUAUGAGAUGUCCAUGGGUCGUUCUGCUGACCUCUAACCUGUGCUCAGUGAGCACUUAGCCCUGCCCCCACCUUCGUCUUCUCCUGGUGACUGUCUCCACUCUAACAGACUGGGCAAUGAGUUGCACAUCUCUGAUGGACAAGUUGGGGAUUUUGUGUGUGUCAGUUUGCUUUAUUAUCUUUUUUGGCAGUGGUGAUGUGUAUCCACUAUUUCACUUCCCAUAUUCUCCAGCAAAAGACUUCCAAAGUGUUUAUGAGAGUAUUUUUAAGCUUUAAAAUUUUAAGUACAUACCAGUUUAACUCUUUUUGUACUCAAACUAAGCUUUGUACAUGACACUAAAUUUCAGACUAACUAGUCCCUACACUAGUUUGUACUCAGACACACCUUAAGAGAGAAAAGAAUUUUUAUCCUUUUAUUAUUUACAUAUCUCCACAUUUUCUUGGCUACACUUGAAGUAAUGUAGCUUUGCUGUUGUUUAUUCCACGAGAAGAAAAGAAAUGUUUAAUAAGCCACCUAAUGCACCUUUGCAUUAUUUGGUUUUCCUCUGGUACUUUUUACAAAACACUGAAGCAUUUUUACUAAGUUAUUACUCAUGUUGUUAAUUGAUGACUGAUGUCAGUUAACAAAUGACUAUUUAUUUCACAUGAAUGCAAUAUCAGUGUCUUUUUAGUACAAAGCUGAAUAAUCUCACCUUUCUAACAUGUACAGUGCUACUGAGAACAUGACAUUUUAUCUCUCUUGUGUUACUGUAUCAGGAUGUUAGUCUAACAUCAAAAUACUUGCAGUCUUUUGUGUAUUUUUCAGGUAGAAAACAAGAAGUGUGCUGUAGUCACUCAGGUGGCAUCACACAGUUGCUUUGUUUUGUUGAUUGAUCUUUUUUUGUGCCUGAUUAACCGCAGAUAUAAAAGUAUCACCAUGCAACGUCACUGUGUUACCCUGCCAAACAACACACACAGCUCUUUUAGUGGUCUCUUUAUUUAUGCUUGAAUAGGUUUUAAAAAAAAAAAAAAAAACAUUAUUUUUAUUAUGUUAGUGUGUACAUUAUGCUUUUAAGGUUUUGUUUAAUGUAAGUCAAUAAGCU
Messenger RNA from Sphaeramia orbicularis (orbiculate cardinalfish), 4960 nucleotides. It is a transcript of the gene smtnb, whose product is annotated as smoothelin b. The record is from RefSeq and is a predicted model, not a curated record. Bases 539 to 3733 code for a protein of 1064 amino acids. Gene Ontology annotation, molecular function: protein binding. NCBI's taxonomy places the organism in Eukaryota, Metazoa, Chordata, Actinopteri, Kurtiformes, Apogonidae. The transcript is spliced from 21 exons.